CUUGCCACCUCUCCCUCCCCCUCGAGUUUUCACCAUCGCCAACCCAUUCUUGCGCGAACAAAAUGAGUCAGACGGGCAUAAUGUCGAAUCUAAACAAAAACAAUAGCCACCCGAGUGAAAAAGUCCCCCCAAGCCCCACCAAGACUCGAUAAUCCCGAGAAAAACUCCGAUUCGAGUGAAAAAAAAUAUCAACAAUAACACAAUAACUCAAGUGCGUGGUACAUCAUCUUUAUUUUUAUUUUUUCACCAUUUUUUCCCCUCUUUUUUCCCACCGAGUUUCUUCCAAGUCGCAAAUACCAACAUUUCUGCAUUAUUUAAUCCCCAGUGUAUAAACCAUCACAAUGACGUUUCGAGCCCACCCUAAAUCAACAUCUGUGCCCCAAAGGCUUGACAGUGAAAGUACAAGUGACUUUAUCCAACUCGGAUAAAAAAGCAAAACAGAGCGAUAACAACUGGAUAAAAAAAAUAAUCCACCAGACUGAAAAAAAUCGCCGCAGUUAUGUGUGCGCGUUGCCAACUAUGUCAAGAACUUUUGGUGAUGGAGAUUGACGAAUUCGAUGAUUCCAUAAUCGUGGAAAUAAAUUUCCACGACACUUACCCAACCGGAGGGUCAAAUUAUUCGCACAUAGUGACUUGAAACAAUCGCGAAGUCCCCGGAGCCCCGAAGAAUCUCGAGAAUUCCUUUGUUCGUCGUGAAAAACGUCGGCUAAAAAUACCCGUAUUUUCGCACCAAAGUUGAGCCCGAAGAUUGUGACUUGUGUUGACAAAAAACUGUUUGAAAAUCCGAGAUGUCGAGUGUUGUGGUUGGCGCAAGUCACGAGUGUUUGUUUUUCCCCCUGAAAUUAUCGAGUUUAGCCCAGUGACACGAGAGUAUUGUCCAGUGAGUGACAUUCGGGAUGUGUCCGCACUGACACUUCCGCGAUCCCCUUGCCGAGUGUGAAAUGAACAUUGAUGAAGUGUUGAAAAAAUAAUAACGCGAAUACAGGGGAUGCCUAGCCUACACUCGCUCGUCGUACGACGAGCUAAUCCACUGAUGGAUAUGGGUACAGCAACGAGUUCAGUAACAUCGGUCAAUCCAGCCUCUCAGAAGGGCGAUCUCGCCAACAAGCUGAGCGGCAUAAAGAUGCCACUUGUGAGGAAGGAGACGAGUGCUAAUAAUUUGUCGUUGAGGGAGGGAAACUCUGGGGGCAACAGGGGUGCUGAGGCACCUCUGCUCAGGCCUGAGAGCAGUGCUAGUCUCGAGGCACGUGGGGGCAGUUGGAUGAAUGUCGGGCCGAAGGGCAAUUUGAGGAAGUGCGAGACGUCGGUGGGACUCAGUGCACUUGCACUCGAUAAUAACAGGCCGAUUAAUCGGAGCAGGGUGUGCUCGAGGUGCUCGAGUCUCCUGUCGCUGGCUUCGAGCUCCCGGUACAGCCUCGCCGCGGGGAGCUUUGUACCCGCUGCACCCUCGCAGGGGGCUGUCAAUCAAUUUUUGUGCAAAAUAUGCCUCAUCGAUGUGUCGCUGUCCAAGAUAUUCAGGAUCGAUGGCUGCGGCUGCUAUUACUGCAAAGACUGUAUGAAGGGCUACAUUGAAUAUGAAAUCGAGGCAGGUGCCUACGAGAUCAGUUGCCCAGACGCGCAAUGCGACUGGGCGUCUGUGCUCACCCUCACCGAGAUGUCGACCCUCGUGACCCCAGAACUCAUGGAGAAACAUCGUAAAUUUCGUCUUAACAGAGAUGUUUCCAUGGACAAGGAGCGCGCGUGGUGUCCACGUGCUGGCUGUGAGACAAUAUGCUCGGUGAACAGUAAUGGAAGUGGUGCAUCACCGGGCCCAGUCCACUGUCCGAACUGCUCAACCGACUUCUGUUCUGUCUGCCGAGAGCCAUGGCACAACGGAAUCUGCACCAAUCUACCCCUGGGCAUUCCCUUCGACAAUGACCACAUCAAGUGUUGCCCCAUGUGUUCUGUGCCUAUCGAGAAGGACGAGGGGUGUGCGCAGAUGAUGUGCAAACGAUGUAAACACGUUUUUUGUUGGUACUGCCUAGCUUCUUUAGAUGACGACUUUCUAUUACGACACUACGACAAGGGCCCCUGCAAGAACAAGCUGGGGCACUCCAGGGCGUCCGUAAUCUGGCAUCGAACCCAAGUAAUCGGAAUUUUCGCUGGUUUUGGCCUUCUUCUCCUAGUAGCUUCGCCCCUCCUCCUGCUAGCUGCUCCCUGCAUCGUGUGCUGCAAAUGCCGGGCAUGUGGCUCAUCGAGGCUUGACCAGGAGGCUGGCAACCCUGAGGACACAUCUACGUAAGCUUAACAAAAACACCUGGAGAUGUGAGCGGUAGAGUAAUGGUUUUAUAAUCACCGAAAUUUUCUUCAUGGAACAUUCUCCUCACAAGAGCCAGUCUUUGUUCACUCUCUUCUCUUUUUAUUCCAAGACUCACGUCAUACUGAUAUGUAAAUUUUGCUCCAAGUGAUUACUCUUGUUGAUUCAUUUAGUGUUAUGUUUUCUUUUUUUCUUAUCACUGAAGACAAAGAUGUUUGCCAUGAAGAAUUAACUCGACGAUAGGAGGGGAAUAAUUUAUCGUUAUGAAUUAUUCUUUGUCUCGUUGUUGAAUGAUUUUCUGGCUUAAUAUUUACUGAUGGAUUCAAUAUUUAUCGACGAGCUCAUAGUGUUCGAUUUAUCUAGAGAAUAAAACAUUCCUGAUAAUUGAAAAUUCAUAAUUUCCCAAUUUUUUACAUUUAUCUCAGCUUAAAGUACAGAUAGAUAUACCAGAAAAUUGUCGAUACAGUACGAAAUAUUAUGAAUAAAAGUGUUUCAUAUUUUUGAAUAAUAAUAGAGUCUACGUAAACAAUCAUUUUCGACGUAAGAUAUUUAUUUGUUGCAUUUGACGAUCGAAGUAUUGAUUUAUUUUGGAUAAUUUAUGUGGGAAAAAAAAAGUGUGGGAUAUAGAUAGUCUGUACAGAUGUAUAUUUCGAUCAUGUGGAUUUAAUCAGUCGAUUGAUUGUUCAAAUUUCAGUUAAACUAAUGAUACUAAUGUGAUAAUUACAUGAAAAUUUAUGUAUUUCGUAAGAAAUCAGUCAAUGUAAUUUAAAUAUAUCAUCUUUCAUUAUUGAUAAUCAUGAUGAGAACGACAUAGUUACCAUUGGGGUUUAUCAUACGUUGAUAGAGAGGUGAAUACAAAUAAAAUAUAAAUGCAAUAACUAUAGAAUACUUAUUGUUCGUGUGAGGGGUGAUUUAUGAACAAAAUGAUGUGAAAAUUGGACCAGAAAUCAUUGUGAGAUUUUAUGUGUGUGAAAGCGAGUGAAAAUAUUGACUCAGUGUCAAUUGAGUGAUUAAGAUAUAGUAAUAUAUUUCGAUUUAACGAGUCAACAUUAAUGAAACUCAUUCGUACUGGUGUUUUAACCAUUAGAUUAAUUCCAGAGACCUGCAUUUUACUUUUUUUUGUUUUGUUUAUCAGUGUGCGUGCUUAUUUUCAUUAAUUAUUGAAUUUGUUGUAUACUGCCCACAAAUCUUCCUUCUUUUUUUUACAUUAAUCAUGCCAAAGAGGUUGUUCUAUCUCGUGAUUAUGACAGCGGCACGUUUGUCUAUUUAAUAGUAAUGAGGUUUAACAUAUUUCGAACUAAUUCCGAAAUUCAGUUUCCCUCAUUGACUAAUCGAUUACAGUAACGAGUUGUUUGAUGCAAGGGAUUUUUCUCCGUUUAAUAAUAUGGAAAAUACGAAAGCUCUGUGCGGACAUUCCACUGAGGGGAAUAUAUUGCGGAUGCUCUGCGUUAAACGUAAACACUGUUGUACAUAAUAAAAACUACUUAGAG
This is a messenger RNA of Diachasma alloeum, 3786 nucleotides long. RefSeq names its product probable E3 ubiquitin-protein ligase RNF144A. Bases 989 to 2281 code for a protein of 430 amino acids. Gene Ontology annotation, cellular component: cytoplasm; ubiquitin ligase complex. NCBI's taxonomy places the organism in Eukaryota, Metazoa, Arthropoda, Insecta, Hymenoptera, Braconidae. Gene Ontology annotation, biological process: ubiquitin-dependent protein catabolic process; positive regulation of proteasomal ubiquitin-dependent protein catabolic process; protein polyubiquitination. The record is from RefSeq and is a predicted model, not a curated record. The transcript is spliced from 4 exons. Gene Ontology annotation, molecular function: ubiquitin conjugating enzyme binding; ubiquitin protein ligase activity; zinc ion binding.